GAUUGAUGAGGGUAAUAUGGGGUUGCUGGGAUGUUAUAUACUUCCCAUGUGGCCAUUGCAUAGAAUCCAUCCGUUGUUGACAAAAAGGCUACGAAUUAAAGUCCGGGAGAAAGGCCGUAACUACGCGGUGAAGUUACUGCGAGCUGAACUCAAUAUAUCGUGUGGAUGGUCGACAUCCCGCUGUGCUAUCUCUCCUACAGCUCUUCCAUUGAUGGAUGUGGAUGAGUUGAAAGACCUCUAUCUGCUCUUUUUAUUAUCACGAAACCAUUAUCAGUCAUCCUUGUCUAAGUCACAUUCUUUCCUCCAUAGGAGAAUGGCGUUGAGGUAGCUUCAAAUAUGCAACAGAAGUUUGUUGGAGCAAGCGUCUCUGUGUUGAUUGUUUCGUUUCUUUGGUACCAUUUUCAUCUCCUCCCGCCCUUGUCUAGCAACUAUAGGAGAGAUACGUUCUACAUGGAGGAUGCCGCCGCCCUCAACUUCCUUGUAAAUGAUAUUGACGAAAUCUGCCUCGUCUGGUCAGCGUUAUGUCAACACCACACCUUUGGUGAUGAGCCGUGGGAAGAAACACUGUCGACACCUCAAGGGCUAUGGAAACUUGAUCCAUUCAACAUAGAUGUCUUCCGUUCAAUCUCCUUUUCUAGAGUGCGGGGAGUACCGGGAGUAUAUCCUAAUGUCCAUCAGCAAAGCCAGCAAAUCCAGCACAAAGAACAAAAGCGAAAACAACAUCCUCUCGAAGACGGCCUUACAAGCCUACCACGAUACCCCCAUAACGCCAACGACAAUGAUAAUGAGAAACUAAAUAAAGAUUUACCUGAAUCGCAUGGAGUGACCACCCUUCACUUUCCACCAGAAAUCGGACAUAUCCAUCAUCCUAUUUAUGCAUCAUACUGGCAACAGCAACGAGAGCAACCGUCCCUUAACAAAUCGAAUGACGGCAUUUCCUCAUCAAUUUAUCCGACGAGUCCCAAUGCCAUACCUUCCCGCCUUCUGAUACAGAAAGAUAUCACUCGACUUAACCUUCUCACAUUUCUUGUUAGAGGGGCAGAACGACAAACACCUCACCUCAAACAUACUUACCACCUGAGUUCAACUGUGGAUAAUUCCUCGGGCUCCCAAAUCUCGUCUUCCCUCCCCUCGUCAUCAUCAUCAUCAUCAUCGUCAUCUGCAACUUCUUCUCCAUCCUCUUCGUACCCCAUCUGUGCGACGCGGAGUAGAAUCUCGUCGUGUGAAAAGGAGAUACGGGGUAGUUUACUGGGGAUAGUUGUUUGUAUAGUGGUGAGUGUGUUGUGGAUUUAACCUUGAGAGGAAGGAGUAAGAGUGAAAACGUGUGUCUGGUCUGCACCAGUGGCGUAGAUGGUGUUCUAUAAGUUACGAUUUAUCCACACACUAUUGUGAUGAUGAAUGUCUGCGAUUUUUACCUUCAGUGUUUGUAAUUUCUUUCCCCCAUUUUUGGUAUUGUUUUUACCAGCAGCGACAUUUUUGUAUAUUUAGGAUGAUACGCCGGCAUCGCUAUUCUCGCGCAUAAGACUCGUACGUUAGUAUUUAACCUUUCUUCCUUUGUUUUCUUUCUUCUUAAGUCAUUCUAAUUGUAUUUGUUACGCUG
Messenger RNA from Histoplasma capsulatum G186AR, 1600 nucleotides. RefSeq lists its product as uncharacterized. Bases 451 to 1293 code for a protein of 280 amino acids. The record is from RefSeq and is a predicted model, not a curated record. NCBI's taxonomy places the organism in Eukaryota, Fungi, Ascomycota, Eurotiomycetes, Onygenales, Ajellomycetaceae. The transcript is spliced from 2 exons.